This is a messenger RNA of Parnassius mnemosyne (clouded apollo), 852 nucleotides long. The record is from the annotation of a GenBank genome assembly. Lineage: Eukaryota; Metazoa; Arthropoda; Insecta; Lepidoptera; Papilionidae.
AUGAUGAGUGCUCGCUGUAUGAAGUUGUUGAAGUUACCUAUGAGGCAAGAAAAUUCAGAGGAUUUAGCUGUGAACCAAUGUAUGAGAGAACGUAUUCCAUUAGCUCAGAUGCAAUCUCUGCCCAGCCCGUCAGGUACUCUAGUAGCUCAGCAGGAUAUUUUGUCAUCUCUGCCCGGUCCGUCAGGUACUGCCGUAGCUCACCAAGAUAUUUUGCAAUCUCUGCCCGACCCGUCAAGUAAUCGAGCUUAUAGUUCUGAUGACGAUGUGCAGGAUUGUAAUUGGUUACCUGCUGGUACACACGAUGAACACGUGUCAUCAUCGUCAUCUAGCAAGACAUCUACCCCUAGAAGUAUUGGAAGUAUUGCUGUCCCAGCAUUGGUUUCUCAAACACAGGAUAACGUUAGAAGAAAAAGGAAGCGUUGUGUCGGUAUGAUGCAAAAAAAACUCCGUAAAGAAAGAACAGAAAAAAUUAAAAAGGGGGAAGAAUACAUAAAUCAAGCUGGGAAAAAAAUAUUGGAUACAUGUCCCGGGAAAACCCGCAACAAAACUUUACCUGUUGUAUAUAACUACAUACUUACGCAGAAAGUUGGUUUGAAGACUAUAGAUCAUAAAUUCCUAGUUCCUGGUCACACACAUUUAGAGUGUGAUGCUGACCAUGCCUCAAUCGAGCGAGCCAAGAAGAAAUAUAAUGGAAGAAUUUCAAUUCCAAAUGACUGGUACAUGCUAGUGAGUAUGGUCAGCAGUGAAACCAUUGAGGAAACAAGCACAGUGGGGAAAAGUGGAUUAGAAGGAGUAUUGAAGAGAGAAUUAGAGAAGGAACUAGUAAUGAAGGGUCAAGUGGAGCAGGAAUAG